This is a messenger RNA of Penaeus indicus, 1354 nucleotides long. RefSeq names its product GATA zinc finger domain-containing protein 14-like. The transcript is spliced from 3 exons. The coding region runs from base 854 to 1354 and encodes 166 amino acids. The record is from RefSeq and is a predicted model, not a curated record. Lineage: Eukaryota; Metazoa; Arthropoda; Malacostraca; Decapoda; Penaeidae.
GACCGCCGGCUGCGCAUGCGUUCUGCGGCCUUCACGUGAAGCCUACGCGCCGCCUCGAAAGACCGCGGAGGAAUACCUGAGAUUUUGUGUGCGAAUCUGUACUUUUUUCGUUUUUUUUUUUCUUCUCUCUCUUUCUCCCCUUUUUAAAACUUUUUUUUGAAGGGGUUGAUUGAGAAUUGUGUAUGUGCGUUUUUAUGCGGUUUAUUUUCGUGGAUUACUGUCUCGUUUGAGGAAGAAGAAAAUAAUAAUAAUAAAAAAAAUAUAUUGUGAAUUAACUUGUGCUUGUGUUGAUUCAGUCGCGUUUCCUCACCUGAAGCAAAAGUGAAGCAAAGAACGUGAAGCAAACGACACAUUUCCCUCAGCGAAAUCUUGAAGAAGAUCCGAUGACAUGCAAACUCUCUUAAGACAGUCUCACUUGUAUUGUUUUAUCGAAUACUAACCCCCCCCCCAAAAAAAAAAAGAAGAAAUACAAGAAAAAAGUGAGAGAAAAAGAUUUGGUGAGACCGAGGCAUUGAAAUCACCAAAGACUCUCCGUCCUCCCUUGAAGAGCGUUGGCUUGGAGACAACACCAGAAACAAGGGAGGGAAAACAUUUGCAAAAAAAAGAACAAGAACAGAAAUAAGAACAGGAUAGAGAGAAACAGAAAAAGAGAGCAUAAUAAAAAAUAAAAAAAAAAACUUCUUCUUCGGUGCGUUACCCUCGUGCGCAAGGAGGGGAUGUUGAUAUAAGUACUUACUUAAGAGUGGUUUGGAGUUGGUAGUGUGAGCAGCUGGUAGGCCUCGCCUUCCACCACUGCCCAACGCCAACCAAGCCACUGACAACACUACCACCAGCUCCUGCCAACACCUGCUGGAUGCCCGUCAGGGACCAAAUCGCUUCUGCCUCUGCCAGCAAAUCGAGGAGCGGGAUGUUCAAGUGGAUGAUCUCGGGCCACAAAGGCCACAAGCACAAGCAAGAAAAGCUGAACAACGCCGUCAGUAACAAGAACAAGAACAACCUCAAACAACAACAGCAGCAGAACAAUCAUAACAGCAGUAGCGCAGCGGGGAACGGCCAGCAACAUGAACAGGGCAGCGGAGAACAGCAGCUGCACAUGUCCGAGACGAAUAACAGCAGCGCUUAUAACAACCACGUGAACAGCACGCAAGAACAGUCGUCAGCGGAACACGUGAACAGCGGCGGAGACAUCAAUCAGAACGUGGAAAAAUGCGACAACGUGGCCAACACUAACGGGCACGUGCGCGGCGUGGACAAGGAAACGACACAUUUCAUCCACUUUGGCGCGCACUUUGAGACGAAAUCGCCCAGGGGAGAACCUACUAUUAUUGUUAUACAAGGAUAUUCUUCGUGCUGA